Messenger RNA from Prosopis cineraria, 1759 nucleotides. Its product is annotated as aluminum-activated malate transporter 10. Gene Ontology annotation, biological process: malate transport. The transcript has 7 exons. Lineage: Eukaryota; Viridiplantae; Streptophyta; Magnoliopsida; Fabales; Fabaceae. The record is from RefSeq and is a predicted model, not a curated record. Bases 142 to 1551 code for a protein of 469 amino acids. Gene Ontology annotation, cellular component: plant-type vacuole membrane.
CUCACCGACACAAUUUGAAAAUAAAUUAAUGGCAGAGAAAAGAAGACCAUCUCUAUAAAUACACAUAUACUUGAGAACAAUCUCAGCCCUGAGCAAUAUCAUCCCAAGGUUCAGUAUAUGUGGAAGGGAUGAGCAGUGAAGAUGGGUAAUGAAGUUGAAUGGAGAAUAAAAGCCAGAGAUGGGUCAUCGGUGGAGAUUUUAGUGCUGGCCGAGAGAUUUGGAAGGAUCAAACAAUGGAUUGAAGGGUUGGGUUUGAAGUUGGUGAAAUUUCUGAAGAAAGCAUGGGAAUUAGGGGUAAAAGAUCCCAAAAAGUUUAUUCAUGGCAUCAAGGUAGCCACAGCUCUUACUUUAGUGUCUCUUUUCUACUACGUCAAGCCUUUGUAUGAUGGAGUUGAAGGAAAUGCCAUGUGGGCAGUCAUGACUGUUGUUGUUGUGUUUCAGUACACAGCAGGUGAAACAAUUAGUAAAACUAUAAAUCGGAUCUGUGCCACAUCCAUUGCUGGGCUUCUUGCCAUUGGUGUUCACUGGGCAGCCAGCAGAGCAGGAGAUCAUGUCGAGCCAAUCAUUGUCAACGUCUCCCUCUUUUUGUUAGUUCUGUGGUCAGCUUCUGCAACAACGUUCUCUAGAUUCAUCCCAACUAUUAAGGCUCGAUUUGAUUAUGGUGCUGUGAUAUUUAUCCUCACUUUUAGCUUGGUUUCAAUCUCGGGUUAUCGGGUCGAUGAAUUAUUUCGUAUGACACUGGAAAGGAUAUUAACCAUUGUAAUUGGCACUUGUUUCUGCAUAAUCACGAGUAUCACCAUUCGCCCCGUUUGGGCGGGUCAGGAGCUCCAUCUUUCAAUCACUACAAACAUGGACAAACUUGCAAAUUCUCUAGAUGUUUGUGUGGUUCAGUACUUCAAUGAUCAAACCUCAUCUGUUAGUGACGAUGAAUCUGAUAAAAAGUCGUUAGGCUACAAGUGCGUGCUGAGUUCCAAGGCAACAGAAGAUUCAAUGGCUAAGUUUGCUAGAUGGGAACCAGCCCACGGCCGGUUCAGAUUUCGUCACCCAUGGAAGCAAUAUCUUAAAGUGGGGACAUCAAUGCGCACUUGUGCUGCUUGCAUUGAUGCUCUUGUUGGCUGUGUCAAUAUAGAAAACAAGGACCACCAUAUUGAUCAUAUGAAGGAGCAAAUCAGUGGCAUGUCCUUGAGAUUGAGCGCUAACUGUGCGAGUGUGAUAAGAGAGCUGGCAAAGACAAGUCGAAAUAUGACAAAAUCAUCUAAAGUUGAUAUUUUAGUUGGGGAGAUUAAUAGCGCAACACAAGAGCUUCAGCAAGUACUUAAAUCUAAUUCAAUAACAAACGUUACAAAAACACAAGGCUUGUCUCCACAACUUGUUUUGACUGAAACUUUUCAACUGCUAGCCCUAGCUUCUUUGCUUAUAGAAAUUGCAGCGCGUGUGGAAGACAUUGUCAAAGAUGUACAGCAACUAGCAGAUUGGCUCAUUUCUUGCCUGCAAACUCUGUCAAAUCUCUCAAUAAUCAACCCCAAGAUCUUGAAGAUCCAUGCUCCCUAAAUUGAAAAAAGAAACCAUACAUAUAUAUAUAAAGAUAUAUUCUUUGAAUUCUACAAUGAUGUCUGGCAUGACGUACAUGUACUGUGCUUGUGUCUGUCUCCUGGCACAAUGGUUGUAUACUACAUCAGAAAGAGAUGAGAGAAGAAAAAGAAAAGGUUGUGCGCUUAUGAUGAAAUAAACUUCAACUAGAGUAUGUAAUUAUCACUGA